Messenger RNA from Rhipicephalus microplus (southern cattle tick), 1153 nucleotides. Its product is annotated as prenylated Rab acceptor protein 1. NCBI's taxonomy places the organism in Eukaryota, Metazoa, Arthropoda, Arachnida, Ixodida, Ixodidae. The record is from RefSeq and is a predicted model, not a curated record. Gene Ontology annotation, cellular component: Golgi apparatus.
UAACAUCUGCGCACGGAGAAAAAAAAAAGGCAUCUGCGUGUGUUUGUUUUGUUUUGAGUUUCUCCUGACGUGCUUCUGUCGUGAUGCGUAUAAUUCUGACCGUUCAGGCGGCGCCCACAGAGUAAAACUUACAGUGGUCAUCUAAGGAAUCUGCGAGGGUAUCGACAGCAUGGACGCCAAGGGAGACUCCAUCAACUUAGAUUUAAGCCAACUUACUGGCGAGAUUGUUGCUGUUGUAGAUGAGGAGCAAAAGGGCAAGCCUGGACUAUUGCCAACCAGUCCUGCUGCCGCGAAGGAAUGGCUCUCGCAGAAGAAGCAGACCAUUCGUCCGUGGAAGCAGUUCGUGAACUUUAACCGAUUCAGCGUGCCCAAGAACAUUGGCGAUGCAUCCGCCAGAGUUGUUCGGAAUGUGGAGCACUUCCAAAGCAACUACCUCUUCGUCUUCAUUGGCCUCAUUGUGUACUGUAUAUUGACCUCUCCUCUCUUGCUGAUUGCAAUUGUGGCUGGUAUGGGAGGCGCGUACAUCAUUCGCCUGAAAAGUGCCGAGGGGAAAAUCAAGCUGUUCAACAAAGAGCUUACCGUGAUCCAGCAGUACUGCAUACUGGGCAUGCUAUGCUUUCCGAUAUUCUAUGUGGCCGGAGCCGGAUCAGCUGUCUUCUGGGUCCUUGGUGCCUCUUUCUUCACGAUCAUGCUGCAUGCAACAACAUAUGCCAUUGAAGCAUCACCUGCUGAUGAAACCUUCGAGUUACAGACAGUAUAAAACAGAUGCUAGAGCAAGAGAGAAAGAAAAGGCUGGUUACCCAUCCUACUCCUGGAUUCUAAUGUGCAGAGUACAGGAUACCUUCUGAUUGUGAGAUGGCGAGGGUAUCAGAAAAAAUUGCACUGAAUAUCGAGAGAAUAUUAAAAAAAUUGUUUUAGCACCUUGGGGUGUUUUUGUACUUUUUCAGCAAACACAUUGCUCUCUCAGAAUAACCUCUAACACUUUAGGCUUGAAGGCUUCAUCGAAAUUGCGUCAAUGCAUGGUCACUAUUCUUGACAAAGAAAUAGCUAUUUUUCUUUAAAGCAACUGUGCCUGUGCAUUCCUAAGUGUUGGUGUAUUUUCAAUGUAUAAAUGCACGUGGUCAAGUUCAAAUAAACAAUUCGUUGAAAGUUA